UAUACCCUUGAUUUGGAAAUAACUAUGAAAUUUCUCAGGCACGUGGUAAUUGUACCUUACAACUAUGCAGAGAGUUGCCUGAAUCAUUUUCCUUAUAUUGCCAGUGAUGAGUAACAAUGAUAAAUUAAACUAUUUUCAUGCUGUAAUUUUGAUGUUCGUGGGAGAUUAGUCCAACAGUCAACACAGCAAAACGGUGAUACUGGAAAUGCUCUUCUGUAAACAGACAUCACAGAGAAAAUACCGGCCGGCUACCUACUAUGCAUGUGAGAACAUGACACUAUUAGCAAAAAUCUCUUAUCACACUACGAGGGCUUGUUAAACAUGUUAAACAAUAGACUUUACAUUUAUCAAUAAAUUCUGAUUAGCAGCUUAGCUAGCUAGUUAGCUCCUUGGCGCAAGCUUAUUAACCGACAGAGAAGCCGACACGAGUGGUUGUUGUACAGUAAAGCGAAGAUACUGCCACUGUCAGCUUAUCUUUUAGUUCGGCUAGGACUAUGAACCAUAUAUUAGAUCGAUACGAGGCAUUAAUUCUAAUCAGCUGUGCCUCCCGCAAGUUUAAGUAAGACACCAAUUUAACCGAUAUAUCUGAAAAUGGAACGUAAAGGAGACAACAUAGACAGGCCUCUUCAUCCAGCGGGUUUCGUGACAUGUGAGACCGGCUCGAACGAAGGGCUUCCGGAACGUGGCAGCAUUGAUUUCACGGUCGCUGUGGUAUUACCUGCCGGCGGAUCUGGGGAGAGAACAGGACUAUUAACCCCCAAACAGUUUUGCAAGUUCCUUAACAGACCAUUGAUAAGCUACACUAUUCAAGCUUUUGAGAGAGUAGCCUGGAUUGAAAACAUUGUUGUUGUCGUUGCCAAAGAUAACCUUGAUCUGAUGGUGAACAUUGUUCAACAGUUUGGUCACAAAAAAGUUACAGUAGUGCUGGGUGGAUCAACAAGACAUAGGUCCAUUUUCAAGGGACUUCAAGCCUUCCAGGGAAGGGGAGAUGAGUCGCCACUGACAAAACCAAAGGUGGUCAUCAUCCAUGAUGCCGUCAGACCCUUUGUUGAGGAAGACUUCCUUCUCAAGAUAGCCAUCGCUGCUAGAGAACAAGGGGCCUCUGGAGCUAUAAGGCCUCUUGUCUCUACAGUGAUUGCUACAACAUCUGAGGGGUAUCUGGACCAUUCACUGGAGAGGGUCAAAUAUAGAGCGAGUGAGAUGCCUCAGGGCUUCAUGUAUGACAUCAUCUACCAGGCUUAUGUGCAGUGUAGUGAAGCAGACUUUGAGUUUGGGACGGAGUGCCUCCAUCUGGCUCUACAGUAUUGUGGCACCAAUGCCAAACUCAUCGAGGGCCCCCCUACACUGUGGAAGGUGACCUACAAACGAGAUCUUUUUGCAGCUGAAUCAAUAAUUAAAGAGACUCUUUCCCAGACGGCCUGUGUUGUCACAGGUGUGUGCGAAGAGUCUACACAGCUAGCACACGAGCUGCAGAAUCGUCUUGGAGCGCUGGAUAUGCAGGUGGAUAUCAUCUCAACAUCACUCAGAAGUAGUGGAAAUUUCAUUUCAAAGAGCUGGAACUUCAUCCAUGUCACAGUGAGUAACUCUUACUUGGAAGAUGUACAAGAGCUGGUGAGGACAUUUGAGGAGAGUGGCCAUGCAGUCCUGUAUCCAGUUGUUCUGAUUUUGGUGCAGCUGGACGUGUCAGAGCAGUCCCCUGUGAGCGAGAGGAUGGCAACGCUGGGCGCCAUCAGAGACGUCGCAACGGAAGCGAAACGGAGAAAUAUUUUACUCUACGGCAUCCUGCUCAAUCACGUACAGGGUGCGGAAAAGUGGCAGGAGGCCAUGGAGAACCUGUCCCAAGUCACUGCUGCCCUCAUCAAGGAGCGGAACCCUGCCCUGACUGGCCAGCUGCUGUGGGUGUGAAGACCUUCUCCCUGUCACUGCUCAGUGUCUUUGGCAUCUGGGUGAACUAUGACGUGUUUAUUUCAUAUGGCCUUUUGAGACGGCACUGUACUUUACUCUCCCCUGGAGAGACACUUUACCACACUGCUGAUGAGGGCCCCGACUACAACAAGGCAGGUGGUUUUCAUAUAUGGUCUAAUGAAUUUCGUACACUACUGUCAUUAUCUGUGUAUUAUUAAAGGUUUGCA
Messenger RNA from Megalops cyprinoides (Indo-Pacific tarpon), 2132 nucleotides. RefSeq names its product CDP-L-ribitol pyrophosphorylase A (gene crppa). Gene Ontology annotation, molecular function: D-ribitol-5-phosphate cytidylyltransferase activity. Lineage: Eukaryota; Metazoa; Chordata; Actinopteri; Elopiformes; Megalopidae. Bases 592 to 1905 code for a protein of 437 amino acids. The transcript is spliced from 10 exons. Gene Ontology annotation, cellular component: cytosol. The record is from RefSeq and is a predicted model, not a curated record. Gene Ontology annotation, biological process: protein O-linked glycosylation via mannose; isoprenoid biosynthetic process.